AUGGCAGGAAAAGCAAGAAAACAAUUGUCGAAGGAUGAAAAGACAAAGUUGAAGGAACAAUAUAUUGAAACCUUCAUUAAUAUGCUCGACAAGUACUCAAAGAUCAUCUUUGUCGAAGCAAACAAUGUUAGAUCAAGACAAAUGGCUGAUAUCAGAACCGGUUUGAGAGGAAAGGGUGAAUUGCUCAUGGGUAAGAACACCCUCAUGAAGAAGGCCAUCAAGGUUUUGAACGCUGAUUCUGAAGGAAAGUACAAGUCUUUGGCUAGCAAGCUUCAGGAUCUCGAGAAGAUUCCACCACUCCUCAAGGGUAACGUUGGUUUGGUCUUCACCAAUGGUGAUUUGAAUGAAAUCAAGGACAUUAUUAUGUCCUACAAGGUCGGUGCCCCAGCCAAACAAGGAGCCAUCUCACCAGUCACUGUUGUUAUUCCAGCUGUUAACACUGGUUUGGAACCAACCAAGACUUCAUUCUUCCAAGCUUUGAACAUUAACACGAAGAUUACCAAGGGUACCGUCGAAAUUAUCAAGGAACACGUUCUCUUGAAGCCUGGUGACAAGGUCGGAAACUCUGAGGCUGCUUUGUUGCAAAUGAUGAACAUUAAGCCUUUCGAGUAUGGUUUGGUCAUGGUUAACAUUUAUGACAAUGGUGCUAUUUACUCACCAUCUGUGCUCAGUUUGACUGAUGCUGUUUUGGAAGAGAAGGUCAGAGACGCUGCUAACAAUGUUGCUUCUAUUGGGUUGGCUUUGGACAUUCCAAACGAAGCUUCUAUUCCUCACUCUGUUGCCAAUGUUUUCAAGAACUUGUUGGCCAUUGCUGCUGGUACCGAUUUCUCAUUCAAGCAAGCUGAAAAGGUCAAGGAAUUCCUUGCUGAUCCAAGCAAGUUCGCUUCAGCUGUGCCAGCUUCUUCAACUGCAACCACUGUUGCUCCUGUUGUUGAAGAGAAGAAGGAAUCCGAAUCUGAGGACGACGGUGAUGCAUUCGGUGGUCUCUUCUAA
Messenger RNA from Naegleria fowleri, 993 nucleotides. RefSeq lists its product as uncharacterized. Gene Ontology annotation, cellular component: cytosolic large ribosomal subunit. The transcript has a single exon. Gene Ontology annotation, molecular function: structural constituent of ribosome; large ribosomal subunit rRNA binding. NCBI's taxonomy places the organism in Eukaryota, Heterolobosea, Eutetramitea, Acrasida, Naegleriidae. Gene Ontology annotation, biological process: ribosomal large subunit assembly; cytoplasmic translation; ribosome biogenesis. The record is from RefSeq and is a predicted model, not a curated record. Bases 1 to 993 code for a protein of 330 amino acids.